GCCACGGCCCGCGCGCCGCAGCCCGGGGCUGCCGAGCGGUGCGAGCCCUGGCACGACGCGCGGAGCGGAGCGGCCCGCGGCUGAGGUGAGGCGGACGGGGACUCGGCCGCCGCGUGCGGACACACGCCACCAGGGCCGCGUUUAUAGUGAAGUCUGUCAAGGGGACGCCGAGAGCUGGGGACCGCUGGCCAGGCGCGUGCACACCGUCUGCUCCAUCCUGCGUCGCCGGACGCCUGGCCCCGGGGUCGGAGGACGCAGACACUGAACAGGCUUCAAAACAGAAACAGUCUCCGCCAGUCAAGAAACCUCCCAACGCAUUUUGCCAUGGAGCUAGAAGAUGAAGAAAACAUGAGUCCGAGCGGCACAGAUGCUAAGGAAAACCGCGGUGUGGACAGCGUGCCCCCCGGGGACGGCCACGCUCCGGGGCCGGCCGAGGGCUGCCUGCUCUCCAACGGGGGUGGCAGUGGCGGUGGCGCCAGCCGGAAACGGCCCCUGGACGAGGGCAGCAAUGGCCACACCAAGUUCUGCCUGAAGAAGAGGCGGCGGGCGCCGGGGCCGGCCCUGCCCAAGAACGCACUGAUGCAGCUGAACGAGAUCAAGCCCGGCCUGCAGUACACGCUGCUGUCGCAGACGGGGCCCGUGCACGCGCCGCUCUUCCUCAUGUCCGUGGAGGUGAACGGGCAGGUGUUCGAGGGCUCCGGCCCCACCAAGAAGAAGGCCAAGCUGCAGGCCGCGGAGAAGGCCCUGCGCUCCUUCGUGCAGUUCCCCAACGCCUCCGAGGCCCACCUGGCCAUGGGCCGGGGCCUGUCCGCCAACGCCGACUUCACGUCCGACCAGGCUGACUUCCCCGACACGCUCUUCAACGGCUUCGAGGCCCCGGACAGGUCGGACGUGCCCUUCUGCAUGGGUUCCAAUGGCGACGACUCCUUCAGCUCCGGCGGGGACCUCAGCCUGUCGGCGUCCCCCGUGUCCGCCGGCCUCGUGCAGCCUCCGCUCCCCGGCCCGCCGCCCUUCCCGCCGCCCAGCGGGAAGAAUCCCGUGAUGAUCCUGAACGAGCUGCGCCCAGGGCUGAAGUACGACUUCCUGUCCGAGAGCGGGGAGAGCCACGCCAAGAACUUCGUCAUGUCCGUGGUGGUGGACGGCCAGUUCUUCGAAGGCUCGGGGAGGAACAAGAAGCUGGCCAAGGCCCGAGCCGCGCAGUCUGCCCUGGCCGCCGUUUUCAACCUGCACUUGGAUCAGACUCCAUCUCGCCAGCCCGUCCCCAGCGAGGGCCUCCAGUUACACUCACCGCAGGUGUUAGCCGAUGCUGUGGCCCGCCUGGUCCUGGACAAGUUCGCCGACCUGACGGACAACUUCUCCUCCCCCCACGCUCGCAGGAAGGUUCUCGCUGGGAUCGUCAUGACAACAGGCACAGACGUCAAAGAUGCCAAGGUGAUAAGUGUUUCCACGGGAACGAAAUGUAUCAACGGGGAGUACAUGAGUGACCGCGGCCUAGCUCUGAACGACUGCCACGCGGAGAUUAUAGCUCGGCGGUCCUUGCUCAGAUUCCUCUAUGCACAGCUGGAGCUGUACCUGAAUAGCAAAGAUGAUCAGAAGAAGUCCAUCUUCCAGAAGUCCCCGCGAGGGGGCUUCAAGCUGAAGGAGAGCGUGCAGUUCCACCUGUACAUCAGCACAUCACCCUGCGGGGACGCCAGGAUCUUCUCCCCGCACGAGCCAGUCCUGGAAGAACCAGCAGACAGACAUCCAAAUCGGAAAGCCAGAGGUCAGCUGCGGACAAAAAUAGAAUCUGGUGAGGGGACGAUCCCGGUGCGCUCCAAUGCGAGCAUCCAGACGUGGGACGGGGUGCUGCAAGGGGAGAGGCUGCUCACCAUGUCCUGCAGCGACAAGAUGGCACGGUGGAACGUGGUGGGCGUCCAGGGCUCCUUGCUCAGCAUCUUCGUGGAGCCCGUCUACUUCUCGAGCAUCAUCCUGGGCAGCCUGUACCACGGGGACCACCUGUCCCGAGCCGUGUACCAGCGGAUCGCCAACAUAGAAGACCUGCCCCCGCUGUACGUCCUCAACAAGCCUCUGCUCAGCGGUAUCAGCAACGCAGAGGCACGGCAGCCGGGGAAGGCACCCAACUUCAGCGUUAACUGGACGGUCGGCGACUCGGCCAUCGAGGUCAUCAACGCCACGACGGGCAAGGACGAGCUGGGCCGUGCGUCGCGCCUGUGUAAGCACGCGUUGUACUGUCGCUGGAUGCGUGUGCACGGCAAGGUUCCCUCCAACCUGGUGCGCUGCAAGAUCGCCAAACCCAACAUGUACCACGAGUCCAAGCUGGUGGCCAGGGAGUACCAAGCCGCCAAGGCCUGUCUGUUCCGCGCGUUCCUGAAGGCGGGGCUGGGCGCCUGGGUGGAGAAGCCCACCGAGCAGGACCAGUUCGCUCUCACCCCCUGACCACGCGUGCCACCUGGGCCCAGAGCCUCACAUGUGGACUGGAGGCGGGCGUGGGAGUGUCGGGCCGGGGCGGGCCGCCGCUGGCAGCUUGCAGCAUCUCCCCUUUACAGUGACCAAGUGACCGCUUUCAAUCUCAGUUUACGUUAGAAAUUGAGUUCUAUUGAGCAGGGCUUCUUUAAGCUUAGGAAACUAGAAAUUACUUCGUGUGAAAUUCUUGAAUAAAUAAUUUAUUCAGAGCUAGGAACGUGGUUUAUAAAAUAAGUAACUAUGUUCGGUCACUCUUUUGCCACAUUAUUUUAAUAGUAAUAAAAGCACUUCUAGAUGGAGGAGGUGGCAAAGUAGCGAGUAGUGACCUAAAGCAAUCUCCGUGUCCACACGCGCCCCACCCAGCACCCCAGUAGGUCCCCAGCCUGCCUGGGAGACGCUUCUGUGCUCCUGGUAGGGUCGUGGCGUGGAAACCUUUCCUGGAUUUACUUCUAAAUAAUCAGAGAUCACUGAGGCCAUUCAUUGGGGAUUUUAAACAGUAUUUAACUUUGGGGACGAGGAGUCCAUCGCGCCAUAAAUGUCCUGGCGGCUGCUUCCCUCCGAGCCUGGCGGCGGUGAGCACCGCGCAGCGAUCUCCACGGGACGGACACAGAUUCAAGUGCUAGAUACUCAUUUUGGAAAAUACCACUGAAGGCACAUUUUAAAUUAUUCCAUCCAGCUUUAUCAGACGUGUUUGAAAUGUAAGAAGUACGCAGGCUGAAAGCUGACGACACAGUGGGCCUCUGCUACACGGUCACGGCAGGGGAGGAGGUGCUGCUGGCGUCCGGGGGACCCAUGGCAGACAGGACGGCCAGGGCCAGCUGAGCCGGGGGGGUCGGGCCGGAGGGCCGGUGACCCGCCCUGCACUCAGACCCUCGCCUUCCUGCUCCCACUCAGGCAAGAGGCAAUGGUCCCCGCUCAAGGUUCUGUGGGCCCAUGUGUGGCACAGGCAGAGACAGGGCAGACCCCACCCCACGGCGAAGUCCAGGCUGUCGGCACUUGUGCACUGGUGUCCUGUGCCUGUGACGGUCUCAGGAAAUGCGGGACGGGACAGAGCGACCCCUGUCACUCGGCCCAGCCGCGUGCACUCCUGGCGCAGACAGACGCAGCCUCUGAUGUCUCCGUGUCUGCAGGGAGCCGUCCAGGGGGGCACAUCCCUCGGAGUGGGGGGGGGGCGCACGUGGCUGGGGACCGCCCUGGUUCGGGGACAGGCGUAGCCCACACCAGCCUUCUCCCUUCCUUGCAGGGUGCUGCUUGUCCUGAGCCAGAGGUGGCCUCAGGCCCCAGGCCUGUCCCCUCUGCGGGUGUGGUCUGGCUCACGCGCGCUGGGGUUUUAUUUCCAUGGAACAGGAAGGAUGUCUGUGGUGCCAACCUCCCCAGAGCAGGGCUCCGACACACCCAGAAUGUCCUGGGAGGCCGUGCAUUUGUAUUCUCUCCAUAAAGGGUAUUUUUUCUAGUGGGGAUUGGGAGAUGGACUUAGUUUUUUAAAAAUGUGGGUUUUGAUGGCAAACCCAGUGGAAUACAUUCCGUAGACAUGCACCUCCGGUGUGAUAAUGACUGAAGUCCGUGAGUCCCUGCCCACCUCACUGUGUGUGGUCCCUGUGGCCCCGAGCUGUGACCUGCACCUUUCUGGUCACCAUCUGUGGGACCAGCAGGGCAGGCCCCAUGCAGGGCUCAGCCCCGAGAGCCCCCAGGCGCUGCCCCGGAAUCCACCCUGGAAUCCAGAGGAAGGAGGGAGGCGGGGCAGGGUGGGGGUGCC
Messenger RNA from Rhinolophus ferrumequinum (greater horseshoe bat), 4219 nucleotides. RefSeq names its product adenosine deaminase RNA specific B1 (gene ADARB1). Gene Ontology annotation, cellular component: cytoplasm; nucleolus. The transcript has 11 exons. Lineage: Eukaryota; Metazoa; Chordata; Mammalia; Chiroptera; Rhinolophidae. Gene Ontology annotation, molecular function: double-stranded RNA binding; tRNA-specific adenosine deaminase activity; double-stranded RNA adenosine deaminase activity. The coding region runs from base 325 to 2436 and encodes 703 amino acids. Gene Ontology annotation, biological process: RNA processing; adenosine to inosine editing. The record is from RefSeq and is a predicted model, not a curated record.